Messenger RNA from Pocillopora meandrina, 15807 nucleotides. The record is from the annotation of a GenBank genome assembly. Lineage: Eukaryota; Metazoa; Cnidaria; Anthozoa; Scleractinia; Pocilloporidae.
AUGAACAUAUCAGCCUCUUGGAAUUCAAAUUCAAACGCUAAUAUUAGUUCAAUUAUCCCAAGUCGACUUCAUCACGAUAAGGUCGAUUACAUUGUCAGUGAUGUUUAUAAAUUCAUAUUUGGUGGAAUCGCUGGAGUAUCCUUUCUUGGUAACCUUUUCCUCUGCGUCGUCAUGUGCAAAAAGCGAUCACUGCUCUCGAAGACGUACAACCUUCUAUUGCUGAACCUUGCCAUUACAGAUAUGCUGACAGGUAAGUAUGGGAGAGCUUUCAUCACCAGAAUAGUUACAGAACUGUGUGAAGGUUUUCACUCAUUUUGUGCCCAUGUAAACAUCUACACACAAUAUAAUAGUAACAAAAGAAACAGAAAUAUUCUACUACUUGAGUCUUUAACAUUUGUUAGUAAAACGAAUAGAAAGAAUUCAACAGCCUUAAAACUUUUAAAACAAAUGUAUAUGUACAAUUAAACAUUCGUGAAUUUAGCUAUAUUUAAUGUGGCUCUGCUUUCUUCGCCUUUGAAAAAUGCAAUUCAAACAAUUCCAUACCUCAAAACAAUCUGAAAAUAAAUCUCAAGUCAAUGAUGAAUCUGGAGGACGAAAUUCUGAAACCAAAAUGCAUUGCCGUACUUUUUAAUAACCGAAAUAUUAGACUAGUUUAUGACAACGUGCCUUUAAUUCAAUCUCGGUCGAAAUUAGUUUAGGCGUGGUCAACAGUGAGUAAAACUGCGCAUACAGGAAAGCUUUGAAGAGCAACGGUCAGCCUUUUACCUUGGUUUUCAAGCAGGUUUAAAAAAAUUAGCAGAUAUUCUAAACAGUGACGAUUAUUUCAAUAUUAAAUAAUUCCGAAAAAUGCAGUCUGUAAAAAGCCCAGAGUGUCAAAACUUAAAAGCUAAUUGUUGUAUGUCGCAAACUUUCUAACGUUUUUCAUACAUCAGUUUGUUAAGGUUUGACAAAUUUGGUUGCACUGAUGAAAAAUGUUAUAGAUAUUUCCUUUUUCAUUUUAGGGAAUCGGGUUUGUUUAAUUUUAACGACUGUUAUCUUUGACCUUACACAUAGAGACACCAAGCAUCUCAUUAUUAGAUAUGUAUAAAACUGAUCAGCCACUCUGUACGCUCUGAUUGGCUAAAAGCAUUAUUGCACAUUUCAUCAUUUCCUCGAAAUGUAAUAAAAGUUUUAUAUUCAAAUUUAAUAACAGAGAAAAGAGGAGAAAUCCAACUAUAUUAAACAGCACAGUUUUAAUCAGUCUGGUUAACGUUUCACAUCUGUCUUUUCGAUGGUAAAGAAAUAUUGUAUUGUAUUGUCUUAGCUUAAACAUAUUAUUUUAGCAGACAGAAACUGAUUUUCAAGGAACUACAUGAACCACUUAAGUUCAAACUGAGCAUUGGAGUGGAGUCAAACUGUCAAUUUGACUGAACUUCCUGCAAGAUUACCAGCUAUAAGAGGUUAUUCCGGUAAAAUCCACUGUCCUAAUGUUUCAUCAUUUUAAAAGAAUUGAACUGAAAAAAUGAUAAGAAACUUUAUACUCUAAUGGGAAGGAAAAGCUCCGAUUCUAAAAGUAAUUGUAUUUUUACUGUGCACACACCUGGGUCAAAUUUAAAGAGCACAAAUAUGGUUCCGAGAAAAUUGAUGAAAGAACGUCGGUAAAAUAUAUUUAACUUUGUUAAAAAAGGGAGAAAUUUAUUGAAAUCAAUUAAAAGGAAAGAAAUCAACCAGGAAUAAAAAGCUAGAAAGAUCGACUGAUAACUAGCGUAGAGAACCGUUUGGACAGGUGUUUCAGAAACAAAUAAAACAGUCACCGCGCUAUGGUCCGCUGAAGUCAUUGUGAAACAAGGCAGACAGAGGUAUAAAUUGAUUAAUACAUCGUUCAGAGGAUGAACGCAACAACGAAUUUGGGCACAAACUCAUCCUUUAACGAAAGUUUUAUUCUUGCGUCACGUCAACAUCACGACAAGGUUGACUACAAUGUCAAUAAUGUUUACGAGAUUAUUUUUGGUAGCAUUGCAUUUGGGGCUUUCCUCGGCAACAUUCUCCUAUGUGUGGCAAUUUGCAAACGCCGAACAUUGCUUCGAAAGACUUACAAUAUGCUGAUGUUAAACCUUGCCGUUACAGAUAUGUUAACAGGUUAGACAAAUCGAGCCUCUCAGUACAGUCUGCUUGAAGUCGUUAUGAUUUUUUAAGGGCGUUUAGUGUAUUUUUCGUAUUUUUUUGUAGAGAUGAAAGGUAUGUUUCCAAUGUAGGAUAUAUGUCUGAUGCAGUAGGUGAGCAUACUCAUUCAAAGCAGUGUGAACAUCAGGCAAAUCACGGAAUUUGAUGGCCUACUCGUUAAAAAUUUUUGACUGCUUUAUGUGUGAGUGUUUUCGUUUAACUCUUUUUUGCAUCAAGAAAAUAAGCGAAGUGCAGACCAUUCCUUUGAUCACAGAAAGACCAAGAGCACUAACAAAACCAUUUGAAAAGAAAUACAGAGCAUUACUUAUAAUACAUAACACUGAAACGCUGUCUCUGCAAGAAAAACUGCCUUAUAUUUAUAUGGUACAUUUAAAAUCAAUUUGGAAGACUUACAUCAACAUUUGAUUAAGGACGGUAAAGGUGGAAGAAAAAUAACAGCGAGUCUUAUAUCGCCAUCUCUACAUAAUAAGUAGUAAUAAUUCGCUAAAUUGGUCCAAAAAAAUUAGUGAUGACAUAGAAUUAACAACCUCUGAAGGUAGAGAGUUCCAUUCGCAAAGGUCACCAUUCUGACUCUAUUUUACGAAAAAGAGACCAGAAAUUUGCAUAGAAAGAAAGUCAGCUUGUAUUUGUGGCCAAUUGCAAUAAACCACUUUCUAAUUGGAAUCAUUUUAAACACUAAACGACAGUUAAAUAUUUAUGGCUCUCUGUCCAUUACCUUGCUUGAAUUCGAGACGAAAAAGUAUCGAAAGGUAAUGUCAUCGUGAAGGAUCACACAGGAACACUUAAACUGAGAGCCUCAAUGUUUAUACUUUAUCAAAAGAAAUAUAAAAAGUUAAGAAUUAUGAAUUCAGAUCAUGGCACUUUUUCCCUUAUAAACUGUUUUUGUCAUCUUCUCAAUAAUCUACAGACCUCAAAGGCUUCUUUCAUCGACGAAAUAUUACGUAUUUUUAACACUGCUAUCAUGAAUACAGUGACGAGUUGUCGUUUGUAGUGACGACUGUUUGUCGCAAUUCAAACAUCAACGGAAACGUGUCAAAGAACUUUGAAAAGUCAAAGCGAAAUGAUCGAACGAACAGCUCGGGAUAUCAGGGGUAGCUCAUGAUAAAUAUCUAGAAAUUACGUUCUAUGGAAAAUAGCUUUCAGUUCGAGUUAAAAGAAUCAGAGUGAGCAAAGCUCAGCUGUAUAUGGUGAUCUCGCACUGUCAAAUGUCAAAAUGAAAGGCCAUAGAUUAUUUUUCUCCCCUGUUUACGCUCAUGUAAUGCACCCGGCUCCUCUUUACAUAUUUACUUUCACCUUUGUUGUCAAUUUAAUGAAAAUUUCAUGAAAGUGUUGAAUGUCGCACAAGUUAGAAAAAAAAAAUGAAAUUUUCGGCUACGAUAUUUUCAAAUUUAAACUCCAUUUCUGAGUUAAAAAAAGACAACUUGACAAAUCUGUCUGUAUAUUUACACAAGUGUGAAAUUAAAAAAAAUAAUAAUAAUUUUCUAUUACAUAGCCCCUUUCCUUCCGUCUUAAUCUAUGUGGAAAGCAAACUCCCACCGACUCAUUGACUGAAUCAUUGGCUUAUGUCUUGAUCGAUUUCCAGACUGACUGACUUGUCAACUGGCACACUGGCGUCAGGCUGACUGCAUAGCUUGUUGACUGACUAGUUGAGUGACUGACUGACUGGAACAGUCGGACCUACUCGUUUAACGCAUCGAAUGCGACUUCCUUGAUGUCUAACAACGUGUGAUAAAUAAUUCAGAUUCAACGAAGUCUUUAGUGUUUUGCUGACACCACCUUAUGUGCUCGGAAGAUACAAUUAUUAUUCUUUACAUACAACCGGGAAAAUUAUCAUACAAUUAUUACAUCAUAAGCAACCGUUUUAUUUCAUAGUCGAUGUUAGCAAGGUGAUUUCUUCUCCAUGCAAACAACGAGAACAAACGUGUUUUCUUGCAUGUUAUAAAGAUUCAUAGCUUGUUGUAAUUUGUUUACAUUUGAGACCAAAUCCUAAGAAAUGGUGGCUGGUUUUAUACGGUCAAGCAAACGGCUGCAAGCAGCCGAUAAGUUUCUGUCAAUCUAAGUUAUUCAAAAUUUGUAGUAGUGAUGUCGACCUUAUUUCAUUGGAGAAACUCAAUACGCGCAAUUCAGCAAUUUCUAUUGUCUUUUCCUUGCUACACAACUACAUGCAGCCACCACGACAAUGACUCGGGGUAACUUAACCUCAAAAACAAAUUUCUCGAGGGGUAACGAAAGUUUCCUGCCCCCAACGAACCAAUUCCAAGGCAAAGUUGAAAUAUUUCGAGUUCUCUUCGGAAAUAUCGCAUUUUUCUCUUUUCUGGGAAAUGUGUUUCUAUGUGUGGCCAUCUACCGGCGUCGCCAGUUGUUACGAAGGACUUACAAUAUUCUUGUUUUGAAUCUUGCAGUCACAGAUGUGUUCACAGGUUUGUUACAUUUACUAUAAACAUGAUACAUUAAUUCACAUUCGAAUUAAUCGAGGUAUUAAAAAAACACAUAGUAAAACUGAUGAUUAACGUUAUACUGUAUAAAAACCACCACCAUACAAACUGCAAUUUGUUCGCCUUCCAUUUCUCGGUUAAUAUCCUAGGUCACUUUUUAUUAAACAAAACCCACUAUUCGAAUAUUAUCUGAAAUUUGGAUUUUUUAUUAUUUGAAAAGUUCCAUCCUAGAAAAAUAGAUUUCAUAUUAAUUCUCCACCACUUAGAACGAAAUCGUCAUCGCUACAAAAUGAGAGCGUGGGUUGAGGAUUCAUUACCCAUCAUUUUAUAGAGAAUCAGACACUAAGAUCGUCAGGAGUGGUGGCUUUGAUUCUUGUAACUAAGGACAAUAAACCUGCUAUGUACUACGCCUCAUAACUCAGCUCAACUCGUUUUUUAUCUCUUAAGUUAGAUGAAGUAAAUAUUUCAUUUUUAUCAUCUUAAGCCAGGAUCAAAAUUUCCUGUCGUGUUUGUGAAGUAUGAUGAGAGCUAACUGCUACGCUUAUCGGCAGAAUAGAUUUGUAAACUUCAACUUCUCCCUAUUACAAAAAGAGUAGGACUGGAAGAUUCAACUUUUAAUAAGAAAAAAAUUGUAUCUCGUUGACUUCAGUGCAUAAUAUAAGCGUACAGAAACGUCAAGAAGCUGUCACAACGAAAGAGCUUUUUACAAUAAGGGUGACAGGUUUAUUUGGAACGAUAUCAACGUCACCGUAUGAAGUUCAGUGCCAAAUAAGGAUGACUCCAUGAUCAAAAAAUCAGUGAGUUAAAAAUAUAUCUGCCAUAUUGAGAUCUUUAGACAUACAAACAAUAACAGGUGAACAUGAAGUAGCUCAAAUGAUCACUCAUCACUCUUAGGAAGUUUGUACCGUAAAUCACGGUCCAAAAAACUGAGCAAUCAACGGAAAUUGAUUUGUGCUUCUUUUGCACAAUUCUUUUGACACUGGAUGAUUUUUGAAUAUCUGAUCGAUUACUCACGAACUGUCUCGUUAGUGCUUGAUGCAGUAGAAUUUUUUGCAGUGAAGUUUUGCGACAGAGUCACUCGAGAAUUACGACGUUUUAUCAGUUGGUGAAAAAAAAUCUUAUCUUUCCUUUAAUUAGAAGAGUUAAAGCACAAAAAGUUGAGAAAACUUCUCCUCAGAUUCAUUAAAUAAAAGGAUAACAUGGGUGAAAGCGAUAACAAAUUACUUUAUCCCGUGCGGUCCCUAUCACUGCCGCAUUUCCAUUGUUAGACAUAUACAAAAAAGUUUUAUCUCACCGCAGUGAUCUUAAUGUGAAUAGUGCUAUUAAUAUUUGAUCAUGGCCGUAAGUGAAAUGGUUUAGACCGACUUCCGUUGCACAUCAACCCUCUGUACAGAUUUCAUUUUGACAUAUGCAAAGGGAAUUUCUUUCAGCAAAUCAACGUAAGGCAUACAAAGCAGUUAGCAGCUUUAUAAACAAGAGGUAUUGAAGACAUAUUUGUCUACCGACUCUAAAACGACGUUUAUUACGAACCUUCCUUGAGAUAAAUUGAAUUUUUUUCUGCUUGACGGAAUUGAGAAUAAUGAACAACGUAUCUGCUACACUUGAUGGUGCAAGUAACCAAACUGUCCAUAGCAACGUUUCCGUUGGAGCUAGAGACCACAGUGUAAUAAUGAAAACAUCGUUUGGAUUAAUCGCUAGCCUUUCGUUUUUUGGCAACUUGAUUCUUUGUCUGGUCAUUUUUAUGAAGCGCUCAAUGUUGAAAAAGCCGUACAAUAUUCUUAUUUGCAACCUGGCCCUAACUGAUAUGCUCACAGGUAUGUUUUAAUAGACCAGUAGAGCGAGUACGAUUUAUGCGUCUGUUUCACAGCGUCAUACAACAAUAGUAAAUGUGACAUGAUGUGCCAAUUGUUCGACUUUCGUUACAAAAAUAGUAACCGAUCUAUUUCCAAUAGAAUUCUUGUUACCUUUGUUUUCCUUUCGAGAGGAGAAAUAUUCCAAUAUUCCAUUAAAAAAUUGUCAUUCAAACAUCUUUUUCUGUUUUGUUUUCGAUGUAUCUGGGUCUUUGACAUUUAUAUCAGCCUUGUAAACCAGAUAUUUGUUCAGCUAGACAUCUUUCCAGCUGAACAACUUGCACUGCACCCAGUGUGGAAAGUCACCGAUUUAGAUUAUGCUUUGGCUUUUUAAAGUUGGAGAUUGUACUUUCGCUCCAUCGUUUAAUGAAGGGUGAUAGGUAACAUGGAUCAGCAAGUAGCGUCUAAGUAGAUACUUCAUUUAAUCAAAAUCCAAAAUGUUAUUAAGCAGACUACAAACUCCAUCAAAUUUAAAGUCUGAGAAGUUACAUCUGCUCUUCUUUGUUUGGACGAAACACAUGCCGCACUUCUCAGUUGGACCUGCGCCUAUCCCUUGUAAACAUCGAAAACUCAAAUAAAAUUUUUCGCUAGAGCUACAGAUCACCAAAUCUUCCAUUGGUUAAAUAAAAAAAGGACAAAGAGUAGGACAGACUAAAACCACAAUCACCUUGAUCCUCAAAAAGUAAUUCUUUAAGUUUGUGGCGCAGAUAUAAAAUUAAUAUAAUAAUGGAGACAGUGAUAUUUUGAUUUUUCAAACAGGGAUCUUCCUUGUUGUUACACCAGACUACCUGAUCGACAGGAAAAACUUUCCCUACCCAACUGGACUCGGAGGAGAGAUUUACUGCCGUUUGAUUGGUUCAACCUACAUUCUGUUUAUCUUUGGUAAAGCUUCAACUUCCACGAUUAUGUGCCUGGCUAUAGAUCGUUGGUACUCCAUAGUGAAGCCCAUACGCUACAAAACAGCAUUCAGCAAGCGACGUUUGUACCUGUACAUAACUUUAAUCUGGGCCUCUGCCGCUAUAACUCAGAUCAAUGAACUCUUUAUCACCGCAACGGAAGAUGGCGUUUGCACAUUCGUUACUCCAUUCUACGGAGAGAGGACGGAACGGACCCUAAUUCUUCUUCACGUGAUCAUCACAUUCUACAUACCGAGCAUAGUCACUUGGAUAACCUUUGGAGACAUUUGGUCGCACAUGCGCCAACCCAACAUUCGCCGCCAUUUGAAUUCUCACAACAAGGCCACCAAGCGGUUACUGCGCAUGUGUGCACUAGCAGCCUUCUUUUUAACAUUAUGUUGGCUUCCGGCAGAAACAUUUUUCAUUCUAUACAAGUUUGAAAUUUUGAAACUUCCCUUUGAAUUCUACUUAUUUACCAAUAUUUUAGCCAUGUCUAACUCCUGCUUAAAUCCAUGGAUUUAUUGCCUCAGUAACAGAGAAUACAGAAAAGAGUUCAUCCGACUUCUAUGUUGUUUUAAAGUAACCACGGAAAUCACCAACCUCGGUAUGUACUUUGGUUGGGUUCGAAAAAACAGAUCACGAUACUCUCUUUCAGUUGAUCUUGAGCAAUCAAGUUCAAACGGUAAUUUACCUGCCGGCCCUUGUGUUAUCAGGCUUCGUAAGAUGCAGCAAGAGUCCAGUUUGUCAGCCAUGACGUCUUUCAGCAACAUAGCCUGUUCCGAUGCUAAUUCGUCAGAAUUUACACCGCAUGGUUCGGUCAUCCUGCAGGUCAACAACACCAUAUAAACGCUUUCAUACAUACAGCAGUCAUUCGGAGAGCUUCUGCUUAAUAACUCUGGAAGGUAGUUGCAAGUAAAUAUUUCGACAAGAGAAUAAUAGAGAAAAGCCUUCGCGAACCUUAAACAUUAGAUCAUAGUUGUUCGAUUAUUGGACCAUUUCAAUACUGGUAUCUAUAACUAUGCAAGAGCAUUGUGGAACUCUGACGAUGUAAGUGCAGGGAAAUUCCCAUUAAAAACAAACAGCAACAAAAAAACAAUCCACCUAUAUCAUGAUUUUAUUGUUGGUCUUUGACGUAUGGCAAAUAACCCAAACUAUUUUAACAUGCACCAAUCACGACGUUUUAGGGCAAAGAAACAAAAAAAAGUGGAACGUGAGGAAAGCUACUGUGAAGAUUUUUAAAAGGCCUCAACUUUGGAAAUUCUUUAAUAUGCACUGGAAAACGGUUGAUUACCGGAACAUCUAUGACAGCUAUUUUCGAUUAUAACCUUCGUCAGAUAGUUAAUCGUAUACAUGAGUCAGUUGUGAAGGAAGUUGAGUACAUGCAUAUCGCAGAAUCUAUUGUCAAGAGAGAACUAAAUUGAAAGUCUGUUUACAACUCUCUAACUACGUUGGCGCGCAUUUGUGAGUUACAUGUAAAUAAUUUUCUUGGAUUUAGAUCAUGUAAGUGUUGUUUAUUUUCUGUUAUCGACAUCUAGUCCACUUCGAAAUUUUGUAAUCUCUGUUUCUUCUGGCUUUUAGAUCAAAAUCACCCAUUUCCCUUGCUCGACAUCUGCUACUCCCACGAGUUAAAAGAUCUCGAUGACUAAAUUAAACGCAGGUGAUAUUCAAAUAUGUGUCUCUUCCCCCCAGCAAAAACGUGACUUCUCUAUGAAGUCAACAUCUCUCAAUGGAGAUAUUGUUACGAUAUAAAAGUUGACGUGUCCACAAAAAAAAGAACCUUUUCAUCACAAAUAACUUUUUCUGAAGGUAAAUAUAUUUCUUAGAAAAUAACUUGUUGUCAAAUAAAUGCUAUAUUAGGCAAAAGAAUGACAUCAUCGCAGAAUGUUCGCGGAGAAUAACAAAAUAAUUCCUUGAGAAAAGUACAUGAGGAAAUUUCCUCUUUGUAAGUAAUGUUUUAGCUCCCUGUCGAUGUAAUCUCCGAUAUGUACAAUGCCAGAUACAUUGAUAUAAUUAAAGCCUGCAUUAAGUGUGUCACCAGCCUCUUAAAUCUUAUAGUGAAUAAUAAUAUUCUCGUAUUGGUGUGUGGUUUUCACUUAUCUUCUGCAUAAGAAGCGUCUGAACCAACCUUCGUACUUUAAUCUUUGUCAUGUUGUGCUUCAAAAAAUGUAAAUUCACGACGCGCGACCAUAAAAUUACCGGAUUUACGUAGCCACGCUUGACCUUCAUUAUAUUAUUUCCUUAAAUCAUCAAAUAGCAAAAGAAAAUUCAAGGAAUUCGUUUAUUGCGUAAACGAAAACUAAGAAUGUUCAACAAGGCUUUGGGUGCUGGAGUUACUAACGAAACCGAGAUUGACUCCAUUUUCAACGAAAAUGGCGAAAUUUUCGAUAAUAGAAUGAUUGCGAAGGUUUCUUAUGGAAUAAUUGGGGUUCUCGCCUUCACCAGUAACUUGGUGUUUUUUGUCGCAAUGAAUCGGAAAAAGAAGACGCUAAAAACCUGUUAUGAUAUAUUGAUAACCAGCCUAGCAAUCGCUGACAUGCUCACGGGUAAGAAAACUAGCAUGUGUCGUGUUGUUAGAGUCAGUAAUUCUAUAAAUAAUGACCAUUCCAGACUCAACAUUGUUGUAGUGGUAAUGGUAAAUGUGUAAGAAACUGUAAACGUAUUAAGAAUUCUAUUUCUUGAAAUUUCCAUAAUUUAUUUUUAGGAAGAGUUAGUUACAACGCAAUCACAGUACGAUGAUUUUGGACUCUGAAGGGAAACUCUUUCAUUAAUCAAGUUUUUAUUCUUCUAUUUCCUCCUUAUAGUUCUUACUCUCUGAAUGAGGAAGGCGGAACAUUUACUAUAAUUAUUUCUUGUUAAUGUUUCAGGUCUAUUUAUAAUAGUCACACCCAACUACGUCAUAGGCAUGUCUUUGUAUUCAGUACCAGGCGGCAUAGCUGGUGAGAUAUUUUGUCGAAUGAUAUUUUCUAAAUUCUUCAUUUUCACCUUCGGAAAAGGAUCGGUGCUUACUAUCACAUGUCUGGCUGUCGAGAGAUGGUUCGUUUUAUUAAAACCAUUACACUAUCAAAAGACCUUUUCUCACCGGAAACUCAUCAAAUACAUUGGUUGUAUCUGGUUCAGCUGCGCUUGCCUUCAGAGUUAUAAGCUGUUCUACGUAAAAUAUUCCCAACAUUCAUGUUUUUUCAUUCCUUUACCUCUCGCCAAGAGUCAGGAGACUGCUGUGGUAAUAAUUUACGUGUCUCUCACGUUCUUCCUUCCAACUUUCAUCACAUGGGCUGCCUUUCUUCAUAUAUUUGUUGAAAUAAAGAAGUCUAACGCUCUCAAAGAGAAUCGAGGAAAAAUAAACAAACGUCGGUUGCUUAGGAUGUGUGCAAUUAUGUCUCUAAUGUUGACAGUAUGUUGGUUUCCAACAGAAGUUUGCUAUUUGAUAAACCAGUACGGAUUUCCUAUUCUAAACUUCGGCACUCCAUUUCGUGAGUUUACAGUAGCGCUUGCUCUGGCAAAUUCUUUUGUGAACCCUUGGAUUUACGUUGUGUCCAACAGAAAAUACAGACGAGCAAUAAUGACAUUCUUAGCUUUAUGUCACCAAGAUAACAGUAAGUAAUACUACGUGUGAUAUGAUUCGAACCACGGGUAUAAUGCUAAUGUUGCAUCUGACCUUGAAAUUAAUUUCAACGGUUUCAGUUACAAGUUAGACCGGCUAGACAAAAAACAAAAAACCUGCAAAAUGACAAUAGCGACAAUACUCACCUGCAGCGACGAAAGAAAAAAAACUCUUAAAAAAAAAAGCUUGUGAAUAAUUUUCAGAUAUAAUUUACUGCAAUCAGUAUUUGUAAUGUCAGUUCUUUUCGGUGGUAAAACAAUAUAUAUUAUCAUAUGAACAAGUUUGUUAAAGUCUUUACAUCCUCUCCCCCCCCCCCUCCCCCCCCAAAAAAAUGCCACUCUAUUUCCAUUUAUCACGAGCUUUACCGGGACCGAUUCUAAGUUAUACUGAAAUUUGCUAAAAAUAUGCGAUAUUUGGAUUUUACGGAAAUAUUACUGAUUUGUAAAACUUUGCUGUGUGCUCAAAAUGAGAUGAAACGGUGCUGGUGUAAACCUAAACCAUAACUUAAUUAUCUAAUUGCUACAUGAGCUUGCCUUUUUUCGCGCUUUUCAUGCAAAGUUAAUCUCAGUGCCUCUGUUCUGGGGACUGAUUUCCGCCACGCAGGGUUAUUAACACUCGUUUCAGUUUUCGUGAAUUUUCUAGAACAAAGAAGUAGAUUUGGGUGAAAAAAAAGGAGGAAACCUCCUAGAUCACGUUUGCAAGCUCCUGAGUGUCCAAGCAAAAUAUGAAGGUUUUCAAUUUCUUGACCAAAUACCGCGAUUGUCGACUUUCGUAUGGUCAUCUUAGACGAAUCAAAACAAAGUAGUCCAAGGUUAAACUCGAAUUAUUUUUCACUCUAUCAUAGGGAAUCCUCGCAACCUCUCACCAAGAAGAAACUAUCUGAUCUAAGAAUGAAAGCCUUCUAUUCUAUGUAUUUGUUUAUAUAUUUCGUAUUGAUUUAUGUAGACCAGAAGUAUUAUUCAUCAAUAUCAUUCUCUAUUUAAAAAAAAUGUAUCAAAAUGGGAAGAGUUUUAAAAUUGUCUUACAACCUGAAUACAGAGUGAUGUCAAAUUCACUCAUUGAGUUACUGGGUAUGCGCGAACCCUCGGCAGAUGACACUUUAAAGCAAGGGAAUUUGAUUAAGAAAAGAAGCCAUAAGUUCUCCUGAAUCAGACCCGCUGUUUUUGGCAUGCAUGAUGCCACGCUUCCAAGGCUUAUCAUCUGUAGGGCAACCUAUGCUCAGAUUAUACAGUGAUAAUUAGCAUUUCAACUAAGUGGAUAAUUUUGAAAAGGGUUUUAGUGAUUAAAAAAAACCAAAUGAUUCGGCAAUUUUGAGGCGACAAGCUAUCGUGGGUGUAACUGAUUGUAUUGUAAUAACAGGCUCCUUACUUUGUCAACAGUAUAAUUUAUCAUUGUCCUUCAUGACUUAAGAUGUUGCGAAUUGAAUAACCAAAGUAAAAUAAAUUGAUAAUGGUCCAUGUCAAAAUAAAACACAUCGCUAAACAAAGCUUUCGUUCGUUCAGUUGGCUAGAGUCUCUCUGUUUUGGAACAUACGCCUCUGACGGGAUUCCAAAUUUUAAACUAUUAUUUUGUUCAAAGAAUCAUGUAGAAGAAAAACCUUAACCAGGUAAGAGUGCAAAAAAAUUAGAAACAAUCGAGACAAAAAUAAAUACUGGCUUAACUGUUGGUCAAUCAGGAUAGCAGGCGGGCAACUGUUUUUGAAACACACCAACUUGAUCACCCUCUAAGUUCCAUUUUGUCAACAAAAUCUCAGAAUGAUCCUCGAUUAGGUUUCGGCCAGAGUAACCGGAUCAAAACUGAAAAAAACGUUUCCAGUUUCGCUUCUACCGAAUGCUUUAUUACGAUUCUUGCCGCACAAUUAGCAUAACAAGGUGAAGAAUGAGCGCCAGCUUCCUCCUUUUAAAAAGAGUGUGUAAACAGAGCACAAUAUAUUACUUAGGAAAACGCAAAUUGUCCGGUAAAAGAGUUUGUUCUGCAUAUCCGAUGCUCGGGGAUCUUGAAAGGGGGGAUCCUAAACAAAUUAGUAAUGUAAAGCACUUGAGAAGAUGAAAAUCGCUGCUUGUAAAUCGUAGAUGCACAUAACAAGUGGCCAAUUCACUUGAAAGAAAUCAAUGGUGUUAACAGCGAUAACUUGCAGCUAAACAUUUCUUACGGUAAGCUAGUCAAAUGCAUUAUCAUUUGAUCAGGGGUAUGUCUGUGCCUCUUUUUGAUACUUAUCUCUCUCCUCCUCAGAAGCAAUCAUUCACAUUAUUAGAACGAUCAAGAUAUCCAUGAAAAUAGUGAGAUAUCAUGUAAAAAAUCGCUUAUCUAUUUGACUUGUAAUCCGUGGUCUCAACUCUUGUAAACAAGCGAAAGGCAAACACUCUCUAAGAGUGAAAAUAUAUUAGGUAACAUAAAUUGAUUUCCAUGGAAAUAAUAGUUUUGGAUGAGCGUUUGGAUAUCAUCGAGUCAUGAAAAAUGGAAAACUUUGGAAAUUUCUGUGGUUUAAACACUUAAAUGGUAUUUCGCGAAAAACCUAAACAGCUAACCAUAAAACCGGAAACUGACUUACAAAAACCUUACAAAAACAAUAGCUCUCUUGGUACGGUAAAAUACCGAAGAAGAGACGUAUAGGUGAGAAUGGAUUAGCUUGUAUCUAAUUACCUGCUGCAAGAUGUCUUUUUCAAGUUAAGUAGCUUUCCUUCAUGAGCGCAAGACAAUGGUUCCGUCAAUAAGAAAUUUCGAUAAUCAGGAGAAAAUCCCAAAAAACCCGUGACGAAUUCCUCGAUUGAAUUGAGGAUAUGCCUGAAAACAGCUAUUGUAGUUUUUUCUAAAAACGAUGAACCUAAUUAAGAAACAGGUGUAUUUCACGAUCGCUGAAAAAAGCUUCAUAUUAAUUUUUAACUCAAAUAGAAAGUAGCCAAGGGAAGUUUCAGUCCGCGAGAGAUACUAAACUUCCAUUUGUACAACGGAGGGAUUGUAAAAAUGGAAAAAGUGAUUACGACCCGGCACACCAUCAUCAUGUCGGUAUGAGGAUGAGAUCCACAGAGAGUAAAAAAAAAAGGAACUUUUUAAUUACUCUGAAUGAGUUGCAGUUGGGAGAUGGUUAUCAUGAUUAACCCUCUGUUCAGUUUCUCAAGCAAGACUUACUGAUACAUUGUUAUCGUUUAGUAGGAUCUUUAUAAGCGUUGUAUCUAAAAGUUUCAAAACAUUGUUUAAAGAUCACUUCAGAUGUUAGAAAUAACGUAAAUCCUUCAGUUGAGUUUUUUUUCAAGAGAACACUUUUCAUAUAAAAAAAUCUAUGGUGUUUUAACUAUAUAACAUCAGCAAUAGAGAGGCCAUGAUUCUGAAGAUAUUGACUUACAAGUGUCUUACUAUUUUUUAGAUGAUCUACAGCAACAGAUCCGAUAAUUCUACCAACAACUCUACAUCCUCGCCUUUGGCUUAUUCUUUCCUUUUGCGGAUAGCCUUCGGCAUCAUUGCAAUGACGGCGUUUGCGAGCAACGCUCUUCUAUGUGUGGUAAUAAUGAGAAAUGGUAAGAUGCUCAGGUCAGCUUACAACCUGCUUAUAUUCAGCCUGGCUAUUACUGACUGGCUGACAGGUAAUUUACUUAAUUUACACUCUACCCUUGAGGUUAUAUUAAAAGGACACAAAUUGUCUUAAAAGACAGAUUAUGUAUAUACUUGUAAACACCUACAAAUCUUUGAGUCAAGUUACCACGCAACUGCAUCUCUUUCUUUGAGCCCGGAAGGAAGGCUUGUCAUAAAAACCGAAAUAAAGGUAAAUCAUUCAAAGCGCCUGCCUUGUGUGAAAAAAAAAUCACUCUGUUUUUCAUGUGUAUGAAUGUAUUUCUCCGCUAAGUUCAUUCUAGUGUAUCAAUGUUUAGAAUCCAUAUGUAUCUAUUAGUUUGAAAUGUAAUCCUUUACGGUGUUUACGGGUCAGUGUGAAAGAACGUUCAAUUUGUAGCUGUAACAGCACUUUCUUCUAUUUGGUAUUUAUAGGAAUAUUUCUUGCGGUAACACCCAAUUACCUCAUCGCCCUCGACUCGUACCAGGCUCCACCUGGCAAGUUGGGUGUGAUCUUCUGUAAGAUCAUUGGUUCCCAGUAUUUUGUCUUCCUCCUAGGCAAGAUUUCUGUUUUCUCAGUUACAAGCCUUGCCUUGGAGAGGUGGUACUCUGUGGUCAAACCUAUAAAAUACAAGUUAGCAUUUAAGAAACGACGAGUCCUUAUCUACCUUGGUAUCAUAUGGUUCAUUUGUCUGCUAUCACAUGUUUUUCUCCCAUUUGGAAUGACCCUCGACAAAGACAAACUCAGGUGCAUUUGGGUUAGCACUGACUAUCCCCAAAAGUUCUUAGCAAUCACAUACACAAUUGUGACAUUUUUCAUCCCAACCACAGUAACGUGGGUUACGUAUUUACAUAUAUCUCUGUCGUCAAGGAGUUUUCCAGGAAGACACAACAAACGCGUCAGUCGUACUCGAUUCAAGCUUCUACGCAUGUGCAUCAUAGUAGCGUUAUUGUUAACUCUCUGUUGGUUUCCAAACCAGCUUUACUUCGCUUUAUCAACGUUUGAAUUCGUAAAGCUUGAGACACCUUUUCACCACUUUACAAUAGUCUUAGCCAUGUUCAAUUCAUCAAUCAAUCCAAUAGUCUAUUGCUAUACCAAUCAACAAUAUAGAAGAGGCUUUAAGUCUAUAUUGUGUCCCCUUUUUAAUUGUUUCCUGUGGAAAAGAAAACGCAGUUUUACUUUAACUCACGAUCAAGGAUUGCGGUCGCAGGAGGGGGACAGAAAUAAUCAAGCGGAGGUUUUUGACGGUGGAGUUUUGUUGGGGUUUCAUUAUGUUAACUACGGAUGUGAGCUGCAGCUGCAAGACUCUAGAUAA